This is a messenger RNA of Triticum dicoccoides, 3405 nucleotides long. RefSeq names its product wall-associated receptor kinase 3-like. The transcript is spliced from 3 exons. Gene Ontology annotation, cellular component: plasma membrane. Gene Ontology annotation, molecular function: protein serine/threonine kinase activity; ATP binding; calcium ion binding. The record is from RefSeq and is a predicted model, not a curated record. Gene Ontology annotation, biological process: protein phosphorylation; cell surface receptor signaling pathway. NCBI's taxonomy places the organism in Eukaryota, Viridiplantae, Streptophyta, Magnoliopsida, Poales, Poaceae. The coding region runs from base 928 to 3210 and encodes 760 amino acids.
UUCUAAAUGUAUUGUAGAACGGAAACAUGCUCGGACAACAGGAAGAACGUCCAGUAUAAAUCAGUCAAAAUGAUAUGUCAGUCGUAGUGGGCAAGAGAAUGUUUGCCAUUUUAGCUUUACAUACAGAGCAACAAAGGAUGUUACUAAUGUUUUUGUUUUCAAAAUAUAUCUUUUCCUUAUUGAUAGUGUACUUAAGUUUUAAACAUCACUGCCAAUAAGCAAUCAAUAGAGGUAUUUCAUUGGAAAAUUGAAUAUAAAAACCCGAAAUGACAAGUAUAUGCAAACUGAAACACGCUACUUAAUGUUAUUCUGGAUUGGAGGUAGUGCUUUUCCUACAAUUUAUAAAAUGAGAACAGAAAGAAACAUGGAGUCUGGAGUAUACAAUUACUAGUGACUAUUUUCUUGUAUACUCCGCAACAUAGAUGCAUAAUUCAUAUUUUUCUUCUUCUUUUUAUCUAAAUCAGAUUUGAACCUAAAUUCUUGUCUGAUGGCAAGAGACUUGAAAUCCGAGAAUAACUAAGCGACACAUACAGAAUUUAUGUUCUAUUUUAUAAGACGGGCAUUAAUCUCUGUUUUAUCAUCUGAUUCGGAUAUUGUUGGAUCAAAAUGUUUGUGGUAGUGGGAUCAAACUCUUAACUACCAAUAUAUUCCCUAUGUGAUGGUAAUUUUAGGGGACUACCAAUAUAUUCCCUAUGUGAUGGUAAUUUUAGGGGAUUUUUCCUAAAUGGUGUUCGCAUUGGUUUGUCAUCUACUAAUAUGUCGUAUUUGGCAUUUUGUAUUUCGUGAAGACAAAUGACCGAUAUCAAUGAUAGAUUGGUAUGUACAUGAUACAUGUCUCAGUCAUUUCCUAAUAUAACAUUUUUUUGCUAAACACAAAAACUACCGUAACAUACAUAUGGCCCAGAUAGAUUGGUAUGUACAUGAUACAUGUUUCCGUCUUUUCCUCCAGGUCAGAAGCUCUUACUACUUGUUGCUGUCACGCUAAUCCUGCAGCAUAGUACCACCGUUUAUGGGUCUGGGUCUUCUGAGAGCAUCAACACGGCACGGCCUGGCUGCCCAGACAAGUGUGGUAACGUCAGCAUCCCGUACCCGUUCGGCACUGGAAAGGGCUGCUUCCAAGAACCCUUUAAUGUUACAUGCCAUGAGAACAGGGCAUAUCUGGCCUCAACCGGAGUUAGGUUACUAGACAUCAAUCUUAACUUUGGUGAGGUUCGUGUUCAGAACCCAAAGAUAGCAUCACAAUGCAAUUACACCAACGGCACUAAUAGCACCAGUUUUGUUGGCUUAAGUCUUGAUCCUUUUCAUAAGGUUUCCAACACCAAGAACCAGUUGAUAUCGAUCGGGUGUAGUAUGCUUGGAAUGAUCCUAGGAGUGACCAAGGGCAAGAACCAGCUUGAGUUGCCCAUUGUCAACUCAUGCUUUUCAUUCUGCACUGACGCAAGUAACGUCGAUGAUAGCACAGAGUGCGCUGGCAUGGGUUGCUGCCAGACCCCCUUUCCAGGAAACAUCAGCUCCUUCAACACCUCAUGUACACCAAUACCACCUAUAUACAAUGCUAGCAUCCAGUCUUUUAGCCCAUGCAGCUACUCAUUCAUCGCUGAGGUGAACUCGUUCAAGUUUGAUCGUUCAUAUGUCAGCUCUACAAAUUUCAGAAGUAAAUAUACUGAGGGGUUUCCUUUGGUACUUGAUUGGGUUGUUGGCAAUGGAAGUUGUUCGGAAGCCACCAAGAUGGGGUCACAGUAUGCCUGUCAAGCCAUGAACAGCCAAUGCAUUAAUGUGUCCAAUGGCCCUGGUUACCGCUGCAACUGCUCUCAAGGUUAUGUGGGCAGUCCUUACCUACAAGGAGGGUGCCGAGACAUCAAUGAGUGUGAACCUCCAAACCAGUCUUUGUAUCCUUGCAAAGGUAAUUGUAGAAACACCGAUGGGAGCUACACCUGUUCAUGCCCAUCAGGAUUCAGGAGUGAUGAUCCACAGAGCAUACCCUGCGUAAGAGCUGACCCAAAUAAAGCUCUGAAGGUGGCCUUAGGCACAUCCGCUGGUGUCGUCUUCCUCAUGGUUUGCAUGUUUGCUCUACGGGCUGAAUAUCAGAAAAGGAAGCUGGCAAAAGAGAAGGAAAGAUUCUUCGAUCAGAAUGGUGGUCAGAUACUGUACCAUCAAAUUAUGUCAAAACAAGUCGAUACAUUGAAGAUAUUCACGCAGGAUGAUCUGAAGAAGGCUACAAACGAUUUUGACAAGAGCAGAGAAGUGGGCAAGGGGGGUCACGGCACUGUCUACAAGGGCAUUCUUAAGGAUAACAAGGAAGUAGCCGUGAAACGCUCAAAGAUCAUGAACGUGGCCGAAACUGACGAUUUUGUGCAGGAGAUUAUUAUACUUUCACAAACCAACCACCGAAAUGUGGUCAGGCUUUUAGGGUGCUGCUUAGAGGUGGAAGUUCCGAUGCUGGUCUAUGAAUUCAUCCCGAAUGGCACUCUCUUUCAUUUUAUCCAUCGUAACUACGGAAGUCGACCUCUCUCACUGGACACCCGUCUUAGGGUCGCUCAAGAAUCUGCUGAAGCACUGGCGUAUCUGCAUCUGUCCACGAACCGCCCUAUAGUACACGGAGAUGUUAAGUCUAUGAACAUUCUCUUGGACGAGAACUACAUGGCGAAAGUGACCGACUUUGGGGCGUCAAGGAUGCUCCCCAAGGAUGAGGUUCAGUUCAUGACAUUGGUGCAGGGCACCAUGGGUUACCUGGACCCUGAGUACCUGCAGGAGCGGAAGCUAACAGAGAAGAGCGACGUUUACAGCUUUGGCGUUGUGCUGCUGGAACUGAUCACGGGGAAAACAGCCAUCUACCACGACGGCUCCAUGGAAGCCAAGAACCUCGCGUCGUCCUUCCUGCUCGCAAUGAAGGAUGGGAGCCUUGAUGGCAUCCUGGAUGCGAGCAUAGUAAGCACAGGGAUGGAGAUGCUGCUGGUAGAAGUUGCCGAGAUGACAAGUAUGUGCUUGAGCACCAUGGGGAAAGAGAGACCUUCCAUGACCCAGGUGGCUGACAAGCUAAAGGCUCUGCGAAGCACCUGGAGGGAGAAGCUGGUGCUCGAGCAUGGCAAAUCAGAGUGUCUGAUCAUUGGCUCCUCGCCCACACCUUUAAUGCUUCGUGUUCCUCCGCAGUCGAGCAUGUUCUCGACUGGGGCCCAGAUAUCUGAAGUAGGUAUAGAGACACCUAGAUGAUAGUUUCAAUUGAUUAUUACACCAUGCGAGUAGUAUUGUGAAGAGUGUUUGAGGCCUGGCGCUUCUAGUAUACUAUCUGUUUAUCUAUUUUUUUAGAAGUAUACUAUCUGUAUUUGUCGUCUAUUUGUGACGUUAAUGUAGAAGUUGGAAUUGGUUGUCACAACAUUUAUAGAAUGGUUUUGUUUAUGUUGGUUA